Molecule: messenger RNA, 735 nt
Organism: Corticium candelabrum
Lineage: Eukaryota; Metazoa; Porifera; Homoscleromorpha; Homosclerophorida; Plakinidae
Exons: 6
Coding region: 1-735 (244 amino acids)
Source: RefSeq, a predicted model, not a curated record
AUGAUUGUUGUUGGUAUGAGAUUUUCAUUGCUCAUUGAUGAUGUGUUGCACAUACAAAACGUGACUGAACAAGACAGCGGGCACUAUGAAUGCACUGCUACCGUAACAUUUUCAUUAUUUGGCGGUGUUCAAAACAGAAUAGUGCCAUGGAGUGUUACUGUAUACAGAAUCUAUCAAUGUAUCGCUAGAAAUGAGUAUGGCAGCAAACAAUCAUCACUCUACGCAACAGUAUCAGGUGUUGUUCCAACUGUUUCUGCUACAAGUCGCUCACCGACAACGGCACCUACAUUGCCAUCAAUGCCACAGUCUACUGACUACGUGACUACAUUACAGUCAACUCCUCGAGCGUCAAGUACGUCAACUAGUUCCUCAUAUUCGUCUCAACCUACGAAUGCAACAUCUCAUAAUGUGCAAUCUACUUCUGGAACGAAGUCUCCUAGAGUUACUAGUGCUCCAGUUACCGUCACACAAGCUAAAUUGUCCGAUACAGUCAGUUUCAAGGUUGCAACUGCAGUAGUAGCAGCAGUGGUCUUCAUAUUGUUCCUCGUCAUCGUAGCUUUGCUCAUAUAUAUUCAGAGAAAGCAUCAAAGAGAUAACAGCCAAGAUGCCAUGGUUAUGAAUGGUGCUUACAAUGUUGUGUCAGACAAGCCCAGAGACAAUGCAGAACAAAUGGAAGACGCAAAUUAUGUAGAAGUUAGAGCUUCAUCAUUCUUGAAUAAUACCAUGCACAAUUAA